Fulvia fulva is the source of this 978-nucleotide messenger RNA. RefSeq names its product Ubiquitin carboxyl-terminal hydrolase 2. Bases 1 to 978 code for a protein of 325 amino acids. Lineage: Eukaryota; Fungi; Ascomycota; Dothideomycetes; Mycosphaerellales; Mycosphaerellaceae. Gene Ontology annotation, biological process: ubiquitin-dependent protein catabolic process; protein deubiquitination. Gene Ontology annotation, cellular component: cytoplasm. Gene Ontology annotation, molecular function: cysteine-type deubiquitinase activity. The transcript has 3 exons. The record is from RefSeq and is a predicted model, not a curated record.
AUGUCAGGCGGGUGGAACACAAUCGAAUCCGAUGCUGGUGUCUUCACCUACCUCAUCGAAUCGCUGGGCGUGAAGAAGGUGCAGUUCGAAGAGCUCAUCAGUCUUGACGCAGAGUCAUUACAGCAACUCAACCCAAUCGGUGUCAUCUUCCUCUUCAAGUACCCGACAGACGAGAAGCCCAAGAAGGACGCCCCUCUCGAUGGCGAAUUCGACUAUGGCGCAUUGGAGAACCAGGAAGAGCCAGUGUGGUUUGCAGCGCAAACGAUCCAAAAUGCCUGUGGCACACAAGCACUCCUCAGCGUAAUGCUCAACAAGGACAACCAAGAUGAGGGCGGCGUCGAUAUUGGCGAGAACUUGAAGGACUUUAAGAGCUUUACGGGAAUGUUUCCAGCCGAUCUCCGCGGCGAAGCACUCUCCAACUCAGACCUCAUCCGCGAGACCCACAACUCUUUCGCCCGCAGCUCGCCCUUCGUAUCCGACGAAACCCGCAUGGCCACUGCCGACGACGACGUCUACCACUUCAUCGCCUACACCUCCAUCAACAGCACACUCUACGAGCUCGACGGCUUACAACCAGCACCCAUACGGCACGGCGACGCAGGCGCCUGUCCUCCCGAGAUCUUCUCGGACGCAGUCAUUCCAGUGCUGCAGCGGAGGAUAGAACGUUACCCAGCGACCGAGAUCCGAUUCAACUUGCUGGCGGUAUGUGAGGAUCUGAGGGAGCGUGCAAGGGCAGUAGGAGAUGAGGAGUGGUUGGCACGAGAAGAGCAGAAGAGACGGGAUUGGAGAUGGGAGAACGCGCUGAGGCGGCAUAACUUUGUGGGCUUCAUUGGUGACGUCAUGAAGGGUGUGACUGCGAGCAAGGUGAAGGACGGUAGCUACGACAAGUGGAUCGAAGAUGCGAAGGCAGCGACCAAGAAGCGGAUAGAGGACCGGCAGAAGCGAGGGCAGGGUGAGGAUGAGAUGGACAUGUCGUAG